Messenger RNA from Paramormyrops kingsleyae, 4111 nucleotides. Its product is annotated as guanylyl cyclase C-like. The record is from RefSeq and is a predicted model, not a curated record. NCBI's taxonomy places the organism in Eukaryota, Metazoa, Chordata, Actinopteri, Osteoglossiformes, Mormyridae. Gene Ontology annotation, cellular component: plasma membrane. Gene Ontology annotation, biological process: protein phosphorylation; intracellular signal transduction; receptor guanylyl cyclase signaling pathway. Gene Ontology annotation, molecular function: adenylate cyclase activity; protein kinase activity; peptide receptor activity.
UGAGAAUACAGUACAUGAGACAUCGUUCAUAUUUACUCCUCGUCUACAGCGCUUACUCGAUUUUUUAAACAUUUGCGAAGUAAACUGGAUCUCUUCUACCUUCUCGAAGCAUCAGCAGUAGCGGCAGUGAGCGGCGUCUCGCAGCGGAGAUGCCGGGCGCCUGCUGGUUUCUGUGCGUCUUCGCUCCGGCGGCCCUCGGCAGGCAGCUCAACCUGGCUUGUCUCAACUCCACGUACAUCCUCAAUGUCGUGCUGCUGGAGGACGAUGACGGCUCGCAGUGGAGUAUGAAGGACGUGGAAUUAGCGGUGGAUAGCGCCAUCGAAAAGGACAAAGAACUAAACGCGGCAGCAGGUGUGAAUUUCAGCUUAACUGCUAACUAUCGUGGGUUCAACACCUCCCUGUACACACGCAAGGGGUGUCCCAGCAGUGCCUGCGGGGGCGUGGGCAUAUUAAAGGAGCUGAUUAAACAGAACGAGGUCGGCUGCGCCAUGUUGGGACCGUCCUGCACGUACGCCACCUUCCAGCUCGUCGACGCGGAGGUCGGGAUAAACCUGAGCAUCCCCAUCAUCUCGGCCGGCAGCUUCGGCCUGUCCUGCGACUACAAGGGCAACCUCACCCGGAUUCUGCCCCCGGCGCGCAAGAUCUCCAGCUUCUUCGUGUACUUCUGGAACUUCACUCACCCGGGCCUCAAGCCGCGAUGGGAGACCGUUUUCAUCUACAAGAAGCCUGACAACACAGAGGACUGCUUCUGGUAUAUUAAUGCUUUAGAUUUUGACAACUCAAUCAGCAAGGAAAUACUGAGAACAAAGGAGAAGGUGAAGGAGAAACUACAGAAGAAAGACAGGGAAAGCAACUUGUUCAUCCUCUGUGGAUGUCAGGAAGAUUUCCUCGAUCUGACACGGGGGGUGAAGCUGGAUUCCAGCGUACUCUUCAUUCUGAUUGACCUUUACAACCAUGACUACCAUCGAAACACGACAGCUGACUCAGCCAUGCAGAAUGUUCUAGUCCUCACAGUACCAUACCAGAGAAACUACUCCAGUUAUUCCUACAACCUUUCAGGAUUAGAACAGAUAAAGAGACUGAGUGACUAUGUCAUAGGGUAUCAUGACAGUGUCCUGCUCUUUGGACACGUGCUAAGGCAGAUGGCAGAAUCACCCCCCGUCAGCAUGGAAAACAGUGUCGAGCAGGAGGUCUUGACAAGUAGUCCCUUCAGGAACAUCUCCUUCGAAGGAAUGGCUGGGCACUAUGUACUGGAUGAAUAUGGGGACAGGGAUGUGAAUCUUUCCAUCCUUUACGUGGACAAUGUUGACAAUCAGUACAAGCUUCUGUUUGAGUUUGACACGUCCACCAACGUGACCACAGUCGUCAAUGAGAAGCCUUGUUGCUUCCUGUGGACUGAUGGAGGUCUCCCGGAUGACCGCCCCCCAGUAAACGGUAACAAGCUCAACAUCGUAGUGCUAAUCCUGGGGAUCGUCUUGCUGGUGAUGUCAGCCAUUGCUUUCGUGUUCUACAGGCAAAACAAAAGAGCACGUGAGAUCAAGAAGAGGUGGUCCCAUAUCGAGUCUGGCCUCAUUUUUCCCGUGGAUGGGAAGGAGCACAGCCUAGUCUCCUUGAAGAUUGAUGAAGACCACAGGAAAGAGAGCACUGAGAGAAUGCAUGUGGCUCGCUACGACAAAAAGAUUGUGAUCCUUAAAGAGCUCUACCACACAGACGGCUAUUUUAGCGAGACCCAGAGGAUCGAGCUCAAUGCGCUGCUACGCAUCGACUACUACAACUUGACGAAGUUCUAUGGCACGGUCAAAUUCGAGCACGGCGUCUUUGGGGUAUUCGAGUACUGCGAACGGGGAUCCCUGAGGGUAGGAAUGGAAGUACCCGGCUGGACUGUCCGUGAUGGAUGGCCUGUCAUUUGGGUUUACCCAGUGACUGAAUAUAUGGCCGUAUUUACAGCUAGCAAGCUAAUAAAAGCUCUUCUCGUCACAAACCCACAGCUCUCUUCCAUAUACCUUUCCUCCUUGCAGUAUGUACUGGAUGAUAAAAUCUCCUACCCAGAUGACACCUUUAUGGACUUGGAGUUCAAGACUUCGGUCAUGUAUGACAUUGCCAAGGGCAUGUCUUACCUCCACUCCAGCAGCAUCAGUGUCCACGGGCGCCUGAAGUCCACCAACUGUGUGGUGGACAACCGCAUGGUGGUGAAGAUCACCGACUUCGGCUGUAAUACCAUCCUGGUCCCGGGCAAAGACCUGUGGACGGCGCCGGAGCACCUGCGCAGGCGGGGCGUCUCCCAGAAGGGUGACGUGUACAGCUACGCCAUCAUCGCACAUGAGAUCAUGCUGAGGAAGGCCCCCUUCUACACCAGGGCCUGCUCCGACACGGCAGAGAAGCUGUUCAGAGUGGAGAACCCCACACCCACAUGCUUCUUCAGACCUGACCUCGGCUUUCAGGCGCAGGGAGAGGCAGAACAGGAGCUGCACGGACUCAUUAAGAACAGCUGGGAGGAGGACCCAGAGAAAAGACCGGACUUCAAGAAGAUUGAGAGCUCCCUGAGCAAGAUUAUCAGUAACCUCCAUGACCGCGCCAAUGAAAGCUACAUGGACAACCUGAUCCGGCGGCUGCAGAUGUACUCCCGCAACCUGGAGCACCUGGUGGAGGAGCGGACGGCGCUGUACAAGGCCGAGAGGGACCGUGCCAACUGCCUCAAUGUCAUGCUGCUGCCUGCUCCCGUAGUGCGGUCCCUGAAGGAGACGGGCCACGUGGAACCAGAGCUCUUCGAGGAGGUGACCAUCUACUUCAGCGACAUAGUGGGCUUCACCACGCUCUGCCAGUACAGCACGCCCAUGGAGGUGGUGGACAUGCUCAACGACAUCUACAGGAACUUCGAUAGCAUCCUCGACAACCACGAUGUUUACAAGGUAGAGACCAUUGGCGAUGCCUACAUGGCGGCAUCAGGGCUUCCACGCAGGAACGGGAACAGGCAUGCUGUGGACAUCUCCCGCAUGGCUCUGGAUAUCGUGUCCUUCCUGGGCAGCUUCAAGUUACGCCACAUACCCAGCUUGCCUGUAUGGAUGCGCAUCGGGGUCCACUCAGGUCCCUGCGCUGCUGGGGUAGUGGGUGUGAAAAUGCCGCGUUACUGCCUGUUUGGAGACACUGUUAACACCGCCUCCCGGAUGGAGUCCACGGGCCUCCCUCUGCGAAUCCACAUCAGUCAGCCCACUAUUGAAAUCCUCCAGAGGACAGACUGCAAGUUUGAGUACGAGAGGAGAGGGGAGAUCUACCUUAAAGGUAAAGGCACUGAGACGACCUACUGGCUGACGGGCGUCACUGGGGAGGCGUAUAACCUGCCCACCCCCCCCGCGGCGGAGAACUUCCAGAGACUGCAGGAGGACCUGGCGGGGAUGAUCAGGUCCACCCUGGAGAAGCGGGGGCGCACGGAGGGGCUGGACAGGAGUAACACCCUCUCCAUCCGAGGGAGGAGGAGGAAGAGGGACGAAGGCCAGGCUGACUACCAACCGGAGUACCUUCACUUGCCCACACUCAACGAUUUUACCACAUACCUAUAGCUCUGCUUGCAGGUGACAACGAAAGCAGCCUCUGCUGGAGUCCAGCUCUGUGGUUCUCACAGACAAUGAGUCUCCAUUAUUCUGUCAGUGACACUUCACUAAAACCAGAAGAGCCGACUAACAACCAGGGCCUGAACCUGUGAGACAACUUGACAAUAUACUCAGUAAUGUUGCCUCCCAAUCAUCUGCCUAGAGAGAUGUCAAUCUAACAAAUUUAACCCAUAUAUCCUAUAUUUAUCUUGUAAAACCAGUUGUCCACAAAAAAGUAUAUGAUCUUUAUAUAUGUUUUUUUUUCUUCUAAUACUAUUGGUUUUUCCUUUGCAACUUUAUUUUUGAUUUUCCAGAGUUUUUUUCACUUGUUAUUUCACAGCACUUAUUAUUGAUAUCCUAAUAUUGCAUUUCAUGUAGCUCUGAUAGUUAGUGAUAUGUAGUGUUGUAGUUCUCGAGACCGGUCUUGGUCUCGAGACCAAUUUUUGGUGGUCUCGGUCUUGUCUUGGUCUCGACUCUAUUUGGUCUCGGUCUUGUCUUGGUCUCGGACAUAGCGGUCUCGAUGG